This is a messenger RNA of Daphnia pulicaria, 1935 nucleotides long. RefSeq names its product PDZ domain-containing protein 7-like. NCBI's taxonomy places the organism in Eukaryota, Metazoa, Arthropoda, Branchiopoda, Diplostraca, Daphniidae. Gene Ontology annotation, molecular function: protein binding. Gene Ontology annotation, cellular component: stereocilia ankle link complex; cilium; stereocilium tip. Bases 317 to 1648 code for a protein of 443 amino acids. The record is from RefSeq and is a predicted model, not a curated record. The transcript is spliced from 12 exons.
UGGCCGCCAGAGUUCCCAGAGGAAAUAUUGGCACUCGAGUGAAAGCAAAGCCCUAGCAGAAGCCAAAAACUUUUGUAUUAUUUCGCCAAAAACUCGGAGUGUGUGGUGUGUUGGCAUAUUAAACUUUCUCUCGCUCGGAGCCAGGAACAAAUUAAAAGCACUCAAGUGAUGUUAUUAGCAUAUAAGCAGAAGACCUGGCGAAGAAGAAGUUCUUUCAACCACGUGGAUUUUUGGCUGUUGGCUGAGUGAGAUUGGCGCUGAACCAUUUCCGUUUCCACUCGACGUUCUUUCUUUCUUAUCCAGCUACUCGACUUGGAUGUCUGCAACAGAAACAAGAAACAUCUGUUACACGGCGGGCGGAUUGCGGGAGAAAGGGGGCCCUCUAGCGAGCGGCCGGCCGCCCACACUCGGGCCCCGGGAGUCGUGCGAGACGUGGUGCCAGUCGUUUUGCACAGGAUCGGCAGCGGAGACGACGACAAUGUCGGACGAAGAAGAAUCGCAAGAGCUGGUGAUGAUUGCCGAAAAGGCCCGUUCGCUGCUCAACCGCAACGAACGCCAAGUGCUGAGUCACUGCUGCCAUUCGUACCUGUCCGGCCGGAUGGGAGUCCACCACUUUGUCGACGCACUACUCCGCCUCCUACCCACUCCCGACAAGGCCACUUUUCUGGUCGAGUUGCGUGAAUUGGUGCGUGAUGAAGACCACGACGAGUACGACUACAGAGUCUUUACCGUCCCGAACCGGCCCUUCCGCUCCGUCCAGUUCCAGAGCGCUAAUAGCCUGGAUUAUGAGCAAUCGACCGAAUGUCUUUUGCAGGUCGAGCGAGGAGCCGUCGCCCCGUUGUUGUCCGGCGACGGAGCGACGGGCGAUCAUCACUAUCAUCAUCAUCCCUUCUAUCACAACUACCAGCUACUCUCGCAGGGCAAUUCACCAAACUGCUCCCCCGACAUCAGAGAAUCCAUUCGAGCGGCAAAGUCGCUACAGGCGAUGGACUUUGAUUCGCCUUGCGACGUCAUCGGCACGACGAUCCAGCCCGUGCCGUUGGCCGCCUCCGCCCAACCCUUCCGGGGAGGACUGAAAGAGACCAACAUCAUCCCCAUGAUGACAAUCGACCUGAAGACAGCCUUCCCCACCUCCUCUUCCUCUUCUGCCUUCAAACCUCUGGCGGCCACUUCCAAUCACGUCACGAAGGAAUCGUUUGGUGGCCAGAAAAAUGUUGCAGCUCCCACUACCACCGUGCCGAAACAAUGGCCGACGAAUAAAACGACGACAGCAGAAGCACCACCAGCACCAGCAGCGGGCCGGCGUACCGGGUGCCGGUUGCCCGUUUCGGACGACGAACCCACGGAGGUCGUCAUUCGAAAAUCAAAGAAAAUUUUGGGCGUGGCGAUUGAAGGAGGAAUCAACACCCGACAUCCACUGCCUCGCAUCAUCACCAUCGACGGCAAAGGAACGGCGUUCGAAGCUGCGGGACUGCGAAUAGGGCAGACCAUCAUCUCCGUGGACGGAAGGCCGAUGCAAGGAUUGACUCACGAGGAAGCGGCCCGCAUCAUCGCCAAUUCUUACGCUGACCGGAGUGUGCCUGAGUUGAAACUGCUGAUGAGUCCCAGCACCUUCCGUCCCAAUGCCAACUAUCAACCAGAGAAUUGAUGAUGAAACUCGGAACCUUUUGCUCUCUUUCUCUCCCUGUCUCUCUAUUCGACACGGUCCAACAGCGAUGUAAGGAGUCCGCCUUCCAAUUCGUAUCGGCGCCAUGUUUUACAACCCAUUAGAAAAAUCACAAGUGCUUUUGAAACCGAAUCCUCGCUUGAAGAAAAUUGAACAUGUUACUACUUUAUCUCAUUCUGCCUUUUAAAACCAUGUAACUUAAUAUGGGUGCUGGUUAUCCUUAAAGAUUUGUUUCUUAUUGAAAUAAACGAUUUGUUUGACUUUUUAAA